AUGCGCUACGUCCGAUCCAUCGUCCAGGAUACCCGCAAUAAAGCAGUAUCGCCGGCCCUUGUGCUUCGACUUCGUCAUGGGAUCGUCGGGAUGAUACAGACUGUCCGCAUGGCUCGAGUAGUGGUGAUGGACAAAGCUUUCGUCCAGGUAGACGACAGGGCCACGGGGGAACAUCAUCACUGUGGGGACCAUCAUGCCCACGUACGCGUCACGGGCGCCUUGCUCAUGCGAUACUCGGUGGCAUCCACACGAUUCCCCCUCGCAUAUCCUUGCUUGGCCAGGGCUAACACGUCCUUCCCGACCGUCCGGGCUCCAGUAACAUCCAGGUUGCCUUGCUCGCGGAGAGUCGCUUGGAGCCAAAGUAUGUCCAACUUCUCAUCGUACGACAAGCUGCGCCUACGGCGCAACUUGACGAACUGUUUGAUUCGAGCUGCGGUGGAAGCAUCCAUUGCGUUGACGUCGGAUUCGAUUUUGGCGCCGUAA
This is a messenger RNA of Aphanomyces astaci, 483 nucleotides long. RefSeq lists its product as hypothetical. The coding region runs from base 1 to 483 and encodes 160 amino acids. Lineage: Eukaryota; Oomycota; Saprolegniomycetes; Saprolegniales; Verrucalvaceae. The transcript is spliced from 3 exons. The record is from RefSeq and is a predicted model, not a curated record.